This is a messenger RNA of Symbiodinium sp. CCMP2592, 624 nucleotides long. The record is from the annotation of a GenBank genome assembly. NCBI's taxonomy places the organism in Eukaryota, Dinophyceae, Suessiales, Symbiodiniaceae.
AUGGGAGCCGAUGCGCUGACGCAAGUUCUUUCAAAGCGGAAGGCGAAGACGCACCGCGGCAAGAAGAUCUUGAGGGAGCGUGAGCCCAAGGUCUUGGAAGAUGCCAAGACAGCCUUGGUCAUCCGCGGCACAAAGACCUCAAAUGAUAUGACAAACUUUCUCCGGGAGCUGUACCUUCUGCGGUCACCGCUCUCGAUGCUCUACAUGCGGAAACAUGAAGAGCAUCCUUUCGAGGACAGCCACAAGCUCGAACAGCUGUGCAAGAAGUUUGACCACUCCCUCUUCGCCUUCGGAUCCUCCUCCAAGAAGAGGCCUGCGCGGCUCAUCCUUGGGAGGCUCUUCGACGGCCACCUGCUCGACAUGCAGGAGUUUGGCGUGGAGGACUACAAGUCCAUGUCGACUUUUCGCGGGAGCGGAGCCACCGACGCCAUGACGGGUGUGAAGCCGCUCGUGGUAUUCCAGGGCGCUGGCUUUGAGAACGACGAGCACCUUAAGAGGGCCAAGAGCUUGCUCCUGGACUACUUCGGCGGCGGACGGCCGGACAAGGUCUUGCUGCCGGGCUUGGAGAGUGCGAUUGUCUUCACCGUCCUGGACCCGCCGGCUGGUACGCAUUGCACAGAUUGA